AUGAAAGAUGUUUUCCAGCUGAACCAUUGGCUUGUUGACAACGAGGACAAUGAGGACAAUGCGAACAAGAAGGACAACGAGGACAACGAGGACAACGAGGACAACGAGGACAACGAAAUGAGCACUCUUACCACCGUCUUUUAA
Parastagonospora nodorum SN15 is the source of this 144-nucleotide messenger RNA. RefSeq lists its product as hypothetical. NCBI's taxonomy places the organism in Eukaryota, Fungi, Ascomycota, Dothideomycetes, Pleosporales, Phaeosphaeriaceae. The coding region runs from base 1 to 144 and encodes 47 amino acids. The transcript is spliced from 2 exons. The record is from RefSeq and is a predicted model, not a curated record.